Phytophthora sojae is the source of this 576-nucleotide messenger RNA. RefSeq lists its product as hypothetical. The record is from RefSeq and is a predicted model, not a curated record. The transcript has a single exon. NCBI's taxonomy places the organism in Eukaryota, Oomycota, Peronosporomycetes, Peronosporales, Peronosporaceae. The annotation marks the transcript as partial.
CGCUUUGCUCGAGUUCGACGCAACCUCGCUGCGAAUUGGGACGACAACAAGAUCAGCCACCGCAGUGAGUACUCCGUGGAACGAUUGCUGGCAUUUCGCGACUACCAUCGACGCACCUCAACCACCCGCGUCAUCCUCGUUUGCGCCUUGACUCCACUCCCAGCCUUGCUAGUGGCACUUGCGGUGGACUGUAUCCCCUUAAAAUCCCCGUCCGAUGGGUGGAGAGCCUACUACACGCUCUGGAUACGGCAACUCAUUGCCAUGUUCUUCGAGUCGCACGGCGUGGUGUUGCAAGUGCGGGCUGUGAUCAUGACGGGAACCAUCUCUGACGUUGGAGCAGUCACUAUCGCUCUGGGGACCGCAACUUGCGGGGUGGCAGUCACUGUGGCAGUGGCUGCGACCUGGAAGUUCCCCAUCCCUUUCGGCUACGUGCUUCUGCUCAACGUGUACGUGCUGCUCUUCUCCAUCUGCAUGAUUUUCGUCAUCGGACCCCGCGUUUUAGCAAGCUCGCUGCUGCUGCGCCAGCAAAUCAAGGCCCAGCUGCUGAUUCUAGCGAACCAGGGCAUCGUGGCGGUG